GCCAGAUCUUUACCGCUUUCAAAAUGGCAGAGAAUCGCGCUGUCAAAGAAGAGGCGUCCUGCUCGGUGGAGGUGACGCUGGACCGGGACUCGGUCCGGCCGGUUUAUGAUUACCUGAACCGGCCCCGAGGCCGGCCCCGCCUCCCCGACUGGGCCCGCACGCCGCGGCGAAUGAAGGGGCGAAAGAAGUACGAUGCGCGGCGGGUUUACCUCGGGGAGACGCACCGGCUCUGGUGCGAACUGAGGCGGCGCACCCCGUGUUGGAGUGACAGUGAGCUUGCAGGGUACCUCAUCAAACUGGAGGGCAGAUACGGGGAGACUUACCGGGAGAAACACGGAAAACAGCUGAUAUGGGAUAUAUAUAAUGGGAAACCACAAGGGGAGCAGUGUGAUGUGAACUGUCUGCAGAGCCUGGUGAGCUGGUACGAGGCUCACCGGCUGACCUGCCCUCACGAGCCGCAGCUCCGAUCCCUGGAGCCGGGACUGGGCUUCUCCGCCAGCGCGGUGUGGCAGUGCCAGGGAGGACACCGCUUCCACCAGCACCUCUCCUCACCGGACAGGGAGGCCAGCGACUCGGAGAACGAGAGCCACACCGACAGUGUGGGAACAACCAAGAAAGUUCUGGUCCAGGACGCUGCCACAGUGAACCAGCCACACCAGUGUCAGGGUGCUGCUGUUUCAUACAGUUCAGCACCGCUAGCACAGUCACACAGCUGCACUCAAGAAGCCGACGCCAAGCGGCCUGCGUGUGAAAGCCCGGGUUCGAUUGAGGCGGAUAGCUCUGACUGCAGCUCGGACUGUAUCAACACCAUUGAAUCACAAGACCAGGCGCCGCUGAGGACAAGGAGACACGGCCCGGGGCUGUACAUCGAGUCGGACGGCACAGUCAAGACGUUUCGUUGCCCGUACGAGGGCUGCAGCCAGGUCUACGUCACAGUCAAAAGCUACAGGAACCACGUGAACAUCGUUCACAAGAAGGGCAGGACGGAGGUCUGCUCCCAUCCUGGGUGUGGGAAGAAAUUCUACCUGCUCAACCAUCUUCAACGCCACAUGGUGACUCACUCAGAGGCCCGGGAUUUCACCUGCCCGCUUUGUGACAAAUCUUUCAAACGCAAGAACCACCUGGAGGUGCAUCAGAGAACUCACACAGGAGAGACCCCACUGCAGUGCCAGUACUGUGGGUUCCAGUGCCGCCAGCGGGCUUCUCUCAACUGGCACAUGAAGAAAAAGCACACGCCCCCUGCUGCGCAGUACGACUAUAGCUGCGAGCUCUGCGGAAAAGGGUUCGAGAAAGUGGAGAGCGUGAAGUUCCACAAGCUAAAGAGCCAUCCAGAGAGCACCGAGCGAGAGGGGAGGGGGGGCACGCACAGCCCCCUCCGAAUCCCAGGAGACAUCCAGAGAGCACCGAGCGAGAGGGGAGGGGGGGCACGCACAGCCCCCUCCGAAUCCUAGGAGACAUCCAGAGAGCACCGAGCGAGAGGGGAGGGGGGGCACGCACAGCCCCCUCCGAAUCCUAGGAGACAUCCAGAGAGCACCGAGCGAGAGGGGAGGGGGGGCACGCACAGCCCCCUCCGAAUCCUAGGAGACAUCCAGAGAGCACCGAGCGAGAGGGGAGGGGGAGCACGCACAGCCCCCUCCGAAUCCUAGGAGACAUCCAGAGAGCACCGAGCGAGAGGGGAGGGGGGACAUGCACAGCCCCUUCCGAAUCCUAGGAGACCCCCCCUCCCGUCCCCCCCUGCCAAGACAGUAUUCUCCCCAUCGUGCAAAGCAUCCUUUUCAUUGUUACCAUGCAGAGCCCCUCUCCAGCCCCCUAAAGACACGGGAAAGACAGUACUGACAUCCGGAACUGCUGAGCAUUCAGUAGAAAAAUGAAAAGGAAAGCUAAUAAAUGAAAAGGCAAACGUUUCCACUGGGAAGGCUUGCAGAAGAGCGCCAAGCAAUAGUAUCACUAAAGUGGGGUUUGUCGGGUACGUCUUGUGUACAGAUCUACAGCACAUUGCAGUUGUUUAAAAAAAAUAAAA
This is a messenger RNA of Polyodon spathula (Mississippi paddlefish), 2020 nucleotides long. Its product is annotated as zinc finger protein 653-like. The record is from RefSeq and is a predicted model, not a curated record. The transcript is spliced from 9 exons. Gene Ontology annotation, cellular component: nucleus. NCBI's taxonomy places the organism in Eukaryota, Metazoa, Chordata, Actinopteri, Acipenseriformes, Polyodontidae. Bases 24 to 1451 code for a protein of 475 amino acids. Gene Ontology annotation, biological process: regulation of transcription by RNA polymerase II. Gene Ontology annotation, molecular function: transcription coregulator activity.